AUGAUCUUAGUAACAGUUCGCCCUCUUCUCCUUCCUUGUCUGUCUCCAUCCCCCUUAACCCUUACAUCUGAGAGUUUGUUAGCUCUAGACCUUCAACAAUUUGCCAUUUUGUGUCAUUUCCUUUUCCAUUAUCUUUCGAAUUCUUCUUCAUCAACCACUGCUUCUGUUUUCCUUCUUCGUACCUCAAUCAACAAUUCCUCUUUUUUUCGUAGCUCUUUCUUCUUCUUCAUAAUUCUUCUUUACGAUAUCUUUUUUCCUUCUUUGUUAAGCCUUCAGCUCUUUUUUGUGUUAGUCCUUUUUUUAUUUAAGCAAUCCAAUUCUCUUUCAUCAACCACUUUUUCUGUUUUCCUUCUUAAUACAAUCAUCAACAAAUCUUCAUUUCCUCUAUAUCUUUGCUUUUUCACGAUUCUUCUUCAUCGACAUCUUUUUUUUCUUUCAAUGUCAAGCCUUCAACCCUUUUCUGACCUUCAACCCUUUUCUUCUGAAAAUCUACCUUCCUUCUUUCCAAUUCUCUUUCAUCGACCAACAUUUCUCUUUUUCCAUUUUUUAUACCCAAAUCAACAAUUCUACUUUUUUCUGUAUCUUUCUUUUCUUCUUCAUCGACAUCUUUUUUCUUUCAAUUCAACCCUUUUCGACAUCUUUUUUUUCCAAUUUCAAUUUUUUCUUUUCCAUUUUAUACCCUUCAACCUCUUUCUUUUCUUCUUCAUCGACAUCUUUUUUCUUUCAAUGUUCAACCCUUUUCUGAGUCAAAUCUUUUCUUUCCAAUUCUCUUUCAUCGACCACUUUUCUCUUUUCCAUUUUUAUACCCAAAUCAACAAUUCUACUUUUUCUCUUCAAUUCUACCUUCCUUCUUUCCAAUUCUCUUUCAUCGACCACUUUUUUUCUUUUCCAUUUUUAUACCCAAAUCAACAAUUCUACUUUUUCUCUCUUUUUUUUUCACGAUUCUUCUUCAUCGACAUCUUUUUUUAUUUCAAUGUUAAGCCUUCAACCCUUUUCUUUAUCAAUUCUACCUUCCUUCUUUCCAAUUCUCUUUCAUCGACCACUUUUUCUCUUUUCCAUUUUUAUACCCAAAUCAACAAUUCUACUUUUUUCUCUCUUUCUUCACGAUUCUUCUUCAUCGACAUCUUUUUUUUCUUUCAAUCCUUCAACCCUUUUCUGAGUCAAUUCUACCUUCCUUCUUUCCAAUUCUCUUUCAUCGACCACUUUUUUAUCUUUUCCAUUUUUAUACCCAAAUCAAAAAUUCUAUUUUUUCUCUUUUUCUUCACGAUUCUUCUUCAUCGACAUCUUUUUUUUUUUCAAUUCAAUUCUACCUUCCUUCUUUCCAAUUCUCUUUCAUCGACCACUUUUUCUCUUUUUUCAUUUUUAUACCCAAAUCAACAAUUCUACUUUUCUCUCUCUCUUUCUUCACGAUACUUCUUCAUCGACAUCUUUUUUUUUUCAAUGUUAAGCCUUCAACCCUUUUCUGAGUCAAUUCUUCCUUCCUUCUUUUUUUUCUUUUUUAAUUCUCUUUCAUCGACCAUUUUUCUCUUUUCCAAUUUUAUGCCCUCAUCAAAAUUCUAUUUUUCUCUCUCUCUUUCACGAUUCCUUUCAUCGACAUUUUUUUUCUUUCAAUGUUCAAGCCUUCAACCCUUUUCUGAGUCAAUUCUUUCUUCCUUCUUUUUCAUUCUCUUUCAUCGACCACUUUUUUCUUCAUCGACAUUUCCAUUUUUUAUACCCUAA
This is a messenger RNA of Acanthosepion pharaonis, 1719 nucleotides long. NCBI's taxonomy places the organism in Eukaryota, Metazoa, Mollusca, Cephalopoda, Sepiida, Sepiidae. The record is from the annotation of a GenBank genome assembly.